This is a messenger RNA of Knipowitschia caucasica, 240 nucleotides long. The record is from the annotation of a GenBank genome assembly. Lineage: Eukaryota; Metazoa; Chordata; Actinopteri; Gobiiformes; Gobiidae.
AUGGGUGCCAGGUCUGAUGGGAGGUCUGCCCCCCUUCUGGCCCCCACCCCCUGUUGUCUUCACCUGCUGCUCCAGGAAGACGGCUGGGGGCGAUGUCAGUGUGCGCAGCUACAGAGGGAGGCCAGAGGCUGUGACUAUGUGACCUGCUUACACCGGCGCGCAGGGGCGGUGAUGUAUGGGCCCUCCGCGGCUUCGCCCCUCAUCAGCUUCAUUUACCCCAUGAUUAACAUCCAAUCAUGA